Brassica napus (rape) is the source of this 537-nucleotide messenger RNA. RefSeq lists its product as uncharacterized. The coding region runs from base 1 to 537 and encodes 178 amino acids. The transcript has 2 exons. Gene Ontology annotation, molecular function: RNA-DNA hybrid ribonuclease activity; nucleic acid binding. NCBI's taxonomy places the organism in Eukaryota, Viridiplantae, Streptophyta, Magnoliopsida, Brassicales, Brassicaceae. The record is from RefSeq and is a predicted model, not a curated record.
AUGGAUUCUUUGGAAUUGGUGACUCUAGCGUUGAAAGAAGCAAGGAUUUGGCAGUCAGCACAAAGAGAGAAAGGGAAGCAGCAGACGCCACAGAAAGGACGUCAGGCACCACCUACUUGCCAUCGUGGUAUGGAGACUCAGUGUUUUGUAGAUGCAGCAUGGAAUGCUGGCACCAGUGGCGGAGGAUUUGGUUGCAUCUUUAAAGACACCACCGGUAGGACUCUCCAACAAUGUUCAUCAAACCGCAGCAAUGUCAGCUCUGCCUUGGUUGCAGAAGCACUAGCGGUUAAAGCUGGCCUGAAGGCAGCAAGGCUAUUGGGUUUGCGCAAACUGGCUAUUCGGUCAGAUUCCAAGUCCCUUAUUAAGGCCAUCAAUACUAAUGAGAAGAUCGUGGAAGCCCAAGGAGUUCUAUUUGAUAUUUAUCAACUAUGUACCUCUUUCACUUCUGUUUCUUUUGAUUUUAUUUCCCGAGACUUCAAUGAGGAUGCAGAUGCUUUAGCUAAGGCCGCACUGCAGAACCUCUCAAACUCUGUUUAA